AUGGCACUGGCAGAUUGGCAGUGGUCGCUGCGCCGGGCCGCUGCGCUCCGCACUAUUUGGUCUCGCCGCUCUCGCUAUCGUCGGCUGGUGUCUUGGAAACUCGUUCCCAUCAUCUACCGCGAAUUCAACUCCCCGCUCAAACACAUUCCCGGUCCCGCGAACGAGAGCUGGUUCCGCGGAAACGGUCGUGCCAUCGACCAAGAGGACCAUGCUGUCCCCCAGGAGCGCUGGGUCAAGGAGGCCAACUCCAAGACCAUCACCUACAAGGCUUUCCUCGGCGUCGGCCGCCUGUGGACGAUGGACCUCCGCGCCGUGAACCACGUCCUGACGCACUCCAACGUCUACCAAAAGCCGGUCCAGCAAAGAGGGGCUCUUAUCCAGAUCAUCGGCAACGGCGUGCUCGCCACUGAGGGCGAAACGCACCGGAAGCAGCGACGCAUCAUGAACCCCGCCUUCGGCCCAGCCCAGAUCCGGGAGCUCACCGGGAUCUUUGUCGACAAGUCAAACGAGCUCCGCGACGUCUGGGCACGCGAAAUCGACGCUGCCGAUGGCCAGUCCGCGCGACUCGACGUCCUCAGCUGGCUCAGCCGGAUGACACUCGACGUGAUCGGCCUCGCGGGCUUCAACUACAAGUUCGACUCCCUCAACCCCCGCGACGGCGAGCCGAACGAGCUCAGCAAAGCAUUCAGCACCAUUUUCAGCCCGAGUGGUGUCACCAUGCUCCAGAUCCUUCGCUUCAUCUUCCCCGUCCUCAGGCACUUCCCCGACGCCCGCAUGAGGGAGGCGAACAACGCGCAGGCGGUCAUGCGCCGGAUCGGGCUCGAGCUCAUCGCAGAGAAGAAGGCCGCGAUCCGGCGCGAGACCGCGGAGGGCAAGGCGGAGAAGGACGGCGUCGCGCGCAGCGACGUGCGCGGGCGCGACCUCCUCACCCUCCUCCUCAAGGCGAACAUGGCGACCGACAUCCCCGACAGCCAGCGGCUCACCGACGACGAGGUCGUCGACCAGGUCCCCACGUUCCUCGUCGCGGGCCACGAGACCACGAGCACGUCCACGACCUGGGCGCUCUUCGCGCUCGCGCUCGCACCCGCGAUCCAGGACAAGCUCCGCGCGGAGCUCCUCGCCGUGCCGACGGACACCCCGAGCAUGGACGAGCUCGCGGCGCUGCCGUACCUGGACAUGGUCGUGCGCGAGACGCUGCGCGUGCACGCGCCCGUGCCGACGAUCUUCCGCGAGGCGCAGGAGGACGACGUGAUCCCGCUCGCGGAGCCGUUCGUCGACCGCGCGGGCGUCGCGCGGACGAGCGUGCGCGUGACGAAGGGCACGCCCGUCGUCGUGCCCGUGCUCGCGAUCAACCGGAGCACGGAGCUGUGGGGCGCGGACGCGUUCGCGUUCCGCCCGGAGCGGUGGGCGAGCGUGCCCGAGGGCGUGUCCGGCGUCCCGGGCGUGUGGGCGCACAUCAUGUCGUUCAUCGGGGGUCCGCGCGCGUGCAUCGGCUACCGGUUCUCGCUCAUCGAGAUGAAGGCGCUGCUCUUCGCGCUCAUCCGCGCGUUCGAGUUCGAGCUGGCGGUGCCAGCCGAGAGUAUUCAGAAGAAGUCCGCGAUCGUCCAGCGGCCGAUCAUCCAGGGCGAGCCCGAGAAGGGCAGCCAGAUGCCAAUGAUCAUCCGUCGCGUGAAGCGCGUUUAG
Epithele typhae is the source of this 1683-nucleotide messenger RNA. RefSeq names its product cytochrome P450. The record is from RefSeq and is a predicted model, not a curated record. Gene Ontology annotation, molecular function: oxidoreductase activity, acting on paired donors, with incorporation or reduction of molecular oxygen; monooxygenase activity; iron ion binding. The coding region runs from base 1 to 1683 and encodes 560 amino acids. NCBI's taxonomy places the organism in Eukaryota, Fungi, Basidiomycota, Agaricomycetes, Polyporales, Epitheliaceae. The transcript has 7 exons.